CAAGCUAGCAUCUUUGAAGUUGGAUGGUUUAAGUCAUCAUCAGAAACUUGCAUUCUGGAUUAACAUCUAUAAUUCUUGUGUUAUGAAUGGAUUCUUGCAGGAUGGAAUACUGGAGAGUCCUGAAACGACCGUGGUACAAAUGCAAAAGGCAAGACCAAAUUCACCUUCCAACUUUUCUAAAUGUACAUCACUAAAAGCAACGAUAAAGGUUGGGGGUACGUGCUAAACGCACUCACAAUAGAGCACCUUAUCUUGAGACUUCCAUAUCACUUAAAAUAUACGUGCACAAAGUCGAUCAGGAAUGACGAGAAGGAUAUCAGCAAGAUGCUCGGUUUGGAGUGGUCGGAACCAUUAGUCACAUUUGCCCUCUCCUCCGGAAGUUGGUCCUGCCCUGCGUUGAGGGUAUACACCGCAUCCCAAAUCGAGAGCGAGUUGGAGGCAGCGAAGAAGGCUUACCUACAAGCAGCAGUAGGCAUAUCAGCAGUAUCGAACAAGCUGGUAGUUCCGAAGCUGCUGGAUUGGUAUCUUCUCGACUUUGCAAAGGAGAUGGACGCGUUGUUCGACUGGAUCUGCUUGCAGCUUCCGGAUGAGCUCAGGAACGAAGCAGUGCAAUGCCUCGGGAGCAAGCCUUGUACAUCGGAGUUGGUUGAGGUGACACCAUACAAUUUUAGUUUCAGAUACCUUGUACAUCGAUGACAUUGUUAGGAAAGAAUACAGGACAAUAUACUCAAAGAGAAUAAUUAUUCUACAUUACAUCAAUAAACCAGAACCUAUUUUAUUGUUGACUUA
Messenger RNA from Salvia hispanica, 789 nucleotides. Lineage: Eukaryota; Viridiplantae; Streptophyta; Magnoliopsida; Lamiales; Lamiaceae. The record is from RefSeq and is a predicted model, not a curated record.